Messenger RNA from Aspergillus caelatus, 1233 nucleotides. RefSeq lists its product as uncharacterized. The record is from RefSeq and is a predicted model, not a curated record. Gene Ontology annotation, molecular function: fumarylacetoacetase activity. Gene Ontology annotation, biological process: L-tyrosine catabolic process; homogentisate catabolic process; L-phenylalanine catabolic process. The transcript is spliced from 6 exons. Bases 1 to 1233 code for a protein of 410 amino acids. Lineage: Eukaryota; Fungi; Ascomycota; Eurotiomycetes; Eurotiales; Aspergillaceae.
AUGUCCCGCGAAACUAUCAUACCCCCUGAUUCACCGUUCACUUUGGAUAAUAUUCCAUUUGGAGUAAUCUCAACUGCCUCGGACCCAAAACGACGCUGUGCCACGGCCCUUGGACAUCAUGCGAUUGACCUCUCCUUGUUGUGGAAGGGUAGGGAUGGUAUUGAGCCCAAUCAAAACCUUUGCGAAAUUUUCAGCCAACCCUCGCUAAAUGCAUUUGCUGCCUUAAGCUCAACCACGAGGUCUAAAGUGAGAGAAAUUCUCAUCCACGACUUAUCAACUGGAUGUGUACCGGAGAAAUGUUUUAUCCCACUCAGCCAAGUUCAUAUGCACCUUCCGAUGAAGAUUUGGGGGUACUCAGACUUCUUUUGCUCGCUGGAGCACGCGCAGAAUUGUGCUCCUUUGGCUGGUGGCAAGGUCGCGCGGAACUUCUUUUACGCUCCCUCCGUCUACAAUGGAAGAGCAUCAAGUGUCAUGCCUUCCCCCAACCCGGUCCGACGACCGAAAGGUAUUAAAUAUGCCCAUGGCGUUGGUCAGCCGGUUUUCGGACCAACGAUCAAGAUGGACUUUGAGUUGGAGAUAGGAUACUUUGUUUCGAAGCCCAUUCCUUUAGGAGAGACUAUUAACGCGAUCGACGCGCCAGAGCAUAUUUUCGGAUUUGUUCUUUUGAAUGAUUGGUCUAGUCGAGAUUUCCAGGAGUUUGAAAUGACUCCCUUGGGUCCUUUUCAUUCUAAAGGAUUUGGAACCAGUAUAUCCCCCUGGGUUAUCACAUUGGAUGCACUCAAACCCUUUGCCUGUGAACCUGAACAUAUCCAUUCUGCUACUGAAUUCGACCAUCAGCGUUAUGAAGAACGCGCAACUGCCACAUUUGACAUCCGAUUAAAUGCGUCGCUCAUCAGAAAUGGGGAAAGGUAUAAUAUUACAGAGAGUAACCUACGCUCUCUUUACUGGACCCCAUAUCAACAAAUCGCACACCAUGCAUCCGCAGGUUGUGGUCUCGAAACAGGUGAUUUGAUGGGCACAGGAACAAUAUCUGGCCAGCACGAAGGCGAACUGGGAUGCCUUUUCGAGGCAACUAAAGAUGGUAGUUGCCCACUUGAAUUUCCCAAUGGCACCACGGUCAGGUAUUUGGAAGACGCGGAUGAGAUAGUUCUGGAGGCCUGGUGUGACAAUGGUACAAGGCGUAUUGGCUUUGGAGAAUGCCGGGGAAAAAUAUUGCCAUCUUUGCAAAACUGA